AUGAGUGACAAUUUUCUUAGAGAGUUAAUCGUCUUCAAUGAAGUCAAGAAAAGGAAUAACGAUGCCGUCUCGCUUAUGUUCACAUCGGAACAGAUUAAAAAAUUCGACGCUUUCGUAAGUUUUUUUUUUUCAAUGAGUUUUAUUGUUUUUUUUUUCUUUUCAGAAUAGCAAGGAAAGUUCGAAUGCGAUUUCCAUCGCUGAUGUAACCAUACCAGAGACACUAAAAAGGAAAAGGACGCACACGAACUCGUUAAACGAUUCGCAGUCAAAAGUCAACGGAGUAUGAUUAUUAAAAAUAAAUAUCAUCAGAUUUAUAAUUUUCAGAAUGUGAAUGGUGGUAUCGGAAUCAAGAGAGCGAAAAAAGAAUCUAGCUCAGAUUCAGAUAGCGAUGAGCCGAAGGCGAAAACUCAACCAAAGGUAAACUCUCCAUAGAUGCAUCAAAGUAAUUAAUGUAUUUCAUAGGUAGUACCUGCCAAGGUAGCAUCUAAGAAACCAGAAUCAAGCUCCAGCGACUCUUCUGAUGACGAGCCAAAAGCUAAAGCCCCGGCAAAAAAUGCAGUUAAGGUUGUUAAUAAUGAAAUGAGCAUUAUUUAAAAAUGAGCUCUUGUUCAGGCCCCGGUCAAGCUAGCACAGAAAAAAGCUGAUACAAGCGAUGACUCUUCAGAUGAUGAUGAGCCCAAAAAAGCUCCAGUCAAAACACAAGUUAAGACAGCUGCUGCGACAAAAGCAAAGAAGGCUGACACUAGUUCUGAUAGUUCGGAUGACGAUGAACCCAAGGCGAAAACUCCUUCCAAAGCACCUUUAAAGGUUUCUGACCAAACGUUUGACAUACAAAAUUGAAAUUUUGAGUCCGCCGCAGCCAAGCCGGCCGCCAAAAAGGAAGAUUCAAGCUCUGACUCUUCUGAUGAUGACAAGCCGAAAAAAGGGGCUGCUCAACCGGUGAAGGUAAUAGUUUGUCGUUUUCAUCUGAUGUGAUGAUUUUUGGUAGGUUCUUUAUGAAGUUAUGCCAAUUUUUUGUCAAAAACAUUCAUGUAAUAAAACUAUUUCAUGUUUUUACAGUCUAUAGUUUUUCUCCGCUUUCAUUAAAAAAAUUUUUUUUCUCACUUUGAAAGGAAACUGUUGCAGAAAGCUGUUCCCGCAAAGCCGGCAGCAAAGAAAGCUGAAUCCAGCGACUCGGACGAUUCCGAUGACGAUGAACCAGCCAAAAAGCCGCCAGUGAAAGCUCCAGUUGUCGCAAAACCAACAGCUAAAAAGGCCGAAUCUAGCGAUGACUCUUCGGAUGAUGAUGAACCGGCUGCCAAGAAGGCUCCAGUUAAAGUACACUUAUUCUUUGAAAGAGAAAAUCUAUUAUCCGUUGUUUCAGGCCGCUGUACCCGUCAAGAAGCCAGUUGCGAAAAAAGCAGAAACUAGCGACUCCUCCGAAUCUUCGGAAGAUGAGCCGCCGGUGAAAAAACCUGCAGUCGCUCCGAAAGUUGCACCAGCCAAAUCGCCCGUUAAGGUUGGACUUAUUAAUUUUGAUUCUUGUAGUUUUUUUGGAUGUUGAAAGAGAGCUAAUUUAAUUGGGAAAACCAAUUUUUUUCAAGUUUUCAAUAAGUCAACUUUAUUGAUAGUUCAGUUUUUCAAAGUAAUUUUGAAAUUUCUCUUGCCCAGAGGUCGUUUAUUAUAUCAGUUUCGAUUAGAUCCGAAAAAAAUAGCCAAUCAUUUCACAAAAAAAUUUUUGAUAAUUUUGAAAAAUUCAAAUAUAACUUUCAUGGUUCUCUUCCUCCACGCCACAGAUCUGUCUGUGAGCGAAAUAAACAUUUCAUUCAUUCAUUCAUAAAUUUAUAUUUCAAACAGUUUUUUUAAGUGUGAAAUUUCAAAAAGAUCAACGAGAUAGAACUUCAAACCACCAUCCAUGACGACAUUUCGAGAGAUUUUUGAACAAGAAUUUAAACUUUAAAGAGGUAUUAUGAAAUAUUGAUAUUUCGAUAAAUUAUUUUUAAUGACAUAUCUAUCGAAGAGAAAUAUUACAUAUAUUCUUUUUUUCGCAGACGCCUGUAGCUGCUAAAAAAAGGCUGAAAGCAGCGACGAUUCAUCCGAUGACGAUGAACCCAAAGGAAAACUUGCAGCCAAGGCUCCAGUGAAGGUUUUUUUUUUACAAAUAAGAAAUUCUUAGAACGGAAAAUCUCCGAAUCUCUUGAAAAAAAUUUUUUUUCUUAUUUUUUUCUAUUUUUUUUUUGUUAGGUUUUUUUUACGGUUUUUCUAUUCAUACAGCGGAGCUCGAAAUUCUGAUUAACUUCAAUUUUCUAGGCGCCUAUUGCGAAACCAGCUGCUAAGAAGGCCGAAAGCUCUUCUGAUUCUUCAGAUGAUGAGCCUGCUCCAAAAGCGGUGGCGAAACCUGCGGUUUGUUGUUCACUUUUUAUUUUACCGGCUUUUGUUGAUUUGUAGGCCGCCGCAGUGAAAUCUGUUGCCAAAAAAGCCGAAUCUUCGUCGGAUGAUUCCGAUGACGAAGCCCCUAAAAGCAAGGCUCCUGUUAAGGUAUCAAAUAAUGAAAUUUAUAUUCUCAAAAUGCGACAAAGCUCUUUUCUCGUCAUGAAAACUUCAUUGAAAUUAACUUUCAGGUCGCGGCGAAGCCAGCUGCAAAAAAAGCCGCUUCAAGUUCUUCGGACUCUUCUGAUGAUGAUAAGCCUGCACCAAAGACUGCCACUGUAAAAAGCCCUGUCAAGGUUUUCAUUUUUUUUUUUUUUCAUUUUUUCAAUAUUCUCCUUGAGGCUCCUGUCAAGCCAACAGCCAAAAAAGCCGCUUCGAGUUCCGAUUCGUCGGAGGACGAUGAGCCAGCCGCUAAAACGCCCGCAAAAACUCCUGCCAAAACGCCCGUUGUCGCGAAAAAACCUGCGGCGAGUUCUUCAGACUCUUCCGAUGAUGAUGAACCUGCGGCUAAAACGCCAGUGAAACCCGCAGCUAAGGUUUCACAUGAUUUUUUCUAAAAUGAAUAUAUGUAAAUUCGGAAAUGAUGAUGAGAAGAAUUAACCGCAUGAAAUCGUUUCUAAUUAAAAGUUAUGCUCGAACUUGUUUAUAAGUCUCACGAUCAUAUUGAUUCUGGAAUAAGGUGAAUUUGUUGAAAACUUUCCUAUUCAUUUUUCUUCCCAAUUCUCUGCCUUUCUUCAUACUUUUGUUUUUAGUUGGCAACUCCUCCGGCUAAAAAGGUGGCUGAGAGCUCCUCUGACUCGUCGGACGAUGACGAACCAGCCAAGAAAGCAGCUCCAGUAAAAACUCCGGCUAAGGUGUGCCAGAAAAAAUGUCUCGAGCAUGCCAUGUUCCAAGUAACUUCUUCAUAAUUAAAAAAAAAUUAAGCUAACUUUCUCAAUCUUGACGGCUAUUCGGAUUUCGAGGAAUCGCUUUGAACACGGCAUAAGCUUUUUUCCAGUGAGUGCGGAGCUCAUGUUCUCCAAGACUUUCACCGAGUUAAUAGUAAAUACAUAAGAAAAUCUCUCAUUAUUUUUUGCCAUCCAUUUUUUAAGUUGGAAAAUCCGAAAAUUUUCAAACUUUAUCGAUUUUCGACAAAAAAGUGAAAAAAAAAGAGUCUGACGAACUGGAAGCAGCCUUCUUCGCUGAUGAAAAAAAAAAUCGGGAAGAUAUUGAAUAAUAUUUAGACCCCAGUCUCGGCAGCAAAGCCAGCGAAGAAGGCUGCUUCCAGUUCGUCAGACUCUUCAGAUGAUGAAGCCGCUAACGUGAAAACUCCAGCUAAAACUCCGGCCAAGGUAACCUUCUUCUGUCUUUGGUUUUUGUACUUCUAAGUUUGAAAAAAAAAUUCCUUCGUGUUAUAGUCAAUCCAUCCCGAUUUGAAAGGCGAGGGAGGCGGAGAAGUGGACGGGACGCGUAGAGUGUGCGUACGCGGUUUUUGCACGAGUUCAAUUCAAGCGCCACCCACCAUUUAAAAAGCUCGCUCACCGCUUUUUUUGCAUCCGUUCUACUAUUUUUAAAUGCUUAUAUGAAAAAAAAGUCAAUAAUGAAUUUUAAAAGAAGAAAGAAAAAGCGAUAAACGAACUCUCUAAAUAGUCGAUGGCGCUUAAAUUGAGCUCGUGCCAAGAACCGCGAACGCGCACGCUACGCUUUCCAUCCCUCGCUUUUCAAGUCGGCAAUGUACGACUACACGUACUAUUCAGUAUUUUCGUAAAGUUGUUUUCGUAAACCGGUUAUAUUCAGACACCUGUAUUUGCGAAACCGGCUGCCAAAAAAGCUGCUUCGAGCUCAUCUGAUUCCUCGGAGGAUGACGCACCGGCAACCAAAACUCCGGGGAAGACAUCUGCGAAGGUUCAUUUUUUUUAAACGCAAAAAAAAAUAUUCGUUUCAGACACCUGUCGCUGCAGUGAAACCUGCGGCGAAAAAAGCCGCUUCGAGUUCUUCCGAUUCUUCAGAUGGUGACGAUAAGCCGGCCGCGAAAACGCCCGCAAAGGCGGGGAUGAAUUUUAAUGUUUUUUUUUUGUAGCGUUUGAUUUGAACAAGUUUUUUUGGUUUUUUUCUCUGAUUUUUUAAACUUUAUUCUGGAUGGUUUUCGACUCGAAGGCUCUUUUUAAAAAUAGAACGAUAGUAUCCCGAAACCUAAAACUUAUUCAUAAUUUUCUAUUACUAGUGAAUCCAUAAUUGAAAUAGAAAUUCAUUGAUCAAUCGAUUUUGAAUGUUUGGAAGCGUUUUUGAUACUUUUUUAAUUGAGUGAUGUAGAAGCAAGCAAUCGCUGAUUUGUGAAAAGUUUCAUUUUGGAAAAGGUUCGGAAAUAGAUGACAGUUAAAGAAAGUUUUCAAAUGGUAUCAUUCAAUUUAUUUUAGACACCUGCCUCUGCUGCUAAGCCUGCCGCCAAAAAGGCCGCUUCGAGUUCUUCUGACUCUUCGGACGAAGACGAACCCAAGAGCAAAACUCCUGCAAAAACUCCGGCUAAAACUCCUGCCAAGGUUAGAUUUUUUUAAUUUCUUUUGGUGAAAAAAAUAUCACUAAUAUAUCAAAAAAAUAAAAAGAAGAUCUCGAACUUUCAGCCGACUCCGAAAAACCACAAAUAAAGACGAUUCUGAGGACUCUGAUUCAUCGGACGAAGACGUGAAAAAAACAAGGCGAAGACCCCCCAAAAAAAGGUAAAUCUCAACCGUUGAUUUUUUUCCUUCAUAUCACUAUUUUUCGAUUCUAUCGUUGCUAUGUGCUUUUUCUGACUGUUCAGCUAUCGUUAGUGACUGUUUGUAUCCUAUUCACUUAGUUUUUUUUUAAAGCUUGCCACAAAAUUUAAUGAAAAAGUAUUUAUGAUUUGCGCUGAUGCUUUAGCCAGCUACGGACGAGAAUUUGAACGGAGAUGAUUUCUUGAAAACUCCAACCAAUCUCGGCGAGCCACUCGCAACUUCCACCGUUAAGGUUUAGCCGAAAUAAGUUCCUAAAUUGAUUUUUGUUGAAGCCGGAUCACGAAGCCAAUGGCUCGGCAAGAAGUAACAGAAAAUCGUCGCCUUUCCGCCGCGUUCAGUUGAGAAAAGAUGACGUCCCCGAAAAGUUCCGCAGCAACGCUUUUGAUGGAGUAAAAAUCGAUUCGAGACCCUUUGAUUCAUUUUUCUGUAUUCAGAACCAUGAUACUUGGGGACAAAAGGCUAGUAAAUCUCUUGGCGCUGUUGUCGGUAAAGCUUUCCGUCAUGAGAAAACGAAAAAAAAGAAGGUUUUCCUCGUCUAGUUUGUGAAUCAAGUGAUGAGUUUGCAAAUUUAGGGAAGUUACGGUGGUGGACCGAUCAAUCAGUCCGUCAAUUCUGUCAAAUUCGACUCCGAUAGCGAAUAA
Molecule: messenger RNA, 5785 nt
Organism: Caenorhabditis auriculariae
Lineage: Eukaryota; Metazoa; Nematoda; Chromadorea; Rhabditida; Rhabditidae
Source: the annotation of a GenBank genome assembly